AACACAAUUUCAACCUUGUUGCAUUGUUUUUUGGGUGCUUGUUUCCUUUUGUUACAGGAAUGAAAAAAAAAGAUUAUCCUUCUUGGUAACUUUUUUUUAUAAACUCUUUUGAAAUGUAUUAACUAUAAUGUUUUUAUUCUCUCAGAUUAUUCAUUUUUGAGCUGUCUGCUCUUAGAGGGCAAACACUUUGCUUCAGCUUUUGUUAGUCCCUAAGUUUUCUUUUGAGUGGUUGUGCGUCACGGGCAAAGUUCACAUUAAUAGGGUGGCUGUCGGGCUGCGAAGGGACUGCCAAGGUCCAUGACACACAGCCUUGUCACUUAGCUCCCGGAAGGAGUUACCUGGAUCGGGUUUAGCAGAUCUGCCUGCCUCCUCUCUGCAGUACCCUUGCAGCCCCGUAAACUAUCUGUGUUCUCCUCGACUAGCGAAGAAAGGUCAGAUUCCCAGACCAUGUCACGACCGGCCCGCCGUCACACCACGCCCCCAGCCCUCCACCAGACCACCAGCGGCGCAGAAACCUCAAGUGCCCCCUAAACCGGCACACCUGCUCACCCUUGGGCAAGACAAGAAACCUAAGAAGAUCCCCCCAGCGCCUUCAAGACCUCUGCCAGCACCCCCUCUUCCACCUAAACCAAAGCUUUGUCCUACACCUCCUUGCCUUGGAGCACCGCCACAGAGAGAGGCUCAGAAGGUUGGACUGCUGAUUGAGAGGUUUGAAAACUCAAGGGUCCCCAUUUUGGGGGUGCUCCCACGUUCGCAGCUUCACCUGUGCCUAAGAAUGGAUCCAUCUCCUGACAUCCAUUCGUCCUGCGGCGCAGACACAACCGCAAAAGCUGCAGAAGAGCCCCCGCUUAUGAGUGAACUUGAACUAGGCCUCUCAGAGAAAAGCAAGGACGUCUCUGAACUCCCCUGCCUGGAGUCUAUGCACAUCAACAACUCGGACAACUGCGUCGAGGACGAAAUCGCACACAGGGUUAAUUGUCUGGAUGAGAAAGACAACGGCUCCUCCUUGAAACUCCUGGACACUCCGAACUCAUCUGAACAGAACGGGAAGAUUCCUAACCGGGACAGCGGCAUUGAUAGCCCGUCUUGCGCUGCAGAGUGUGAGGUGUUUCCCAAUGAGGACGCCAUAGAUGAGGAGGAUCACUAUGACAGCGUCACUGAAACGGAGAGUGUAUCCUGCUGCGUUACCCAGGAAAACAAGCGGGACUCGACCCAGGAUGAGGACAGUGACUUAGACGAGGGGAGCAGCAGCGACAUCCACUCAUUCACAGACACACAGAUCGGGUAUCUGACAGAUGUAAACCCGGAGGCCCAUAAAUGCUCAGAGGCUCAGAAGCUGCUGAACAUCGCCAAAGAGCUCCUCCACACUGAGGAGGCGUAUGUGAAAAGACUCAACCUCCUUGAUCAGGUAUUUUGCACUAAGCUCACAGAGGCUGGAAUCCCUCAGGAAGUCAUUACAGGGAUCUUCUCCAACAUCUCUUCUAUCUACUGUUUCCACGAUAAGUUCCUGCUCCCGGAGCUCAAGACUCGGAUAACUGGAGAAUGGGACUCAAACCCUCGCAUUGGAGACAUCCUCCAGAAACUGGCGCCGUUCAUGAAGAUGUACGGUGAAUAUGUGAAAAACUUUGACCGAGCCAUGGACCUGGUGAACACCUGGACGCAGAGAUCUUCACAGUUCAAGAGCGUCGUUCAGAACAUCCAGAAACAAGAUGUUUGUGGGAACCUGACAUUGCAGCACCACAUGCUGGAGCCAGUCCAGCGCAUUCCUCGUUACGAGCUGCUGCUCAAAGACUACCUGAAAAAGCUGCCGAGUGAUGCUCCUGACCAAAAGGAUGCAGCAAAGGCACUGGAGCUGAUCUCAACUGCAGCCAACCAUUCCAACGCAGCCAUCAGGAAAAUGGAGAAAAUGCACAAGCUGUUGGAGGUUUAUGAAAGGCUUGGAGGAGAGGAAGAUAUAGUCAAUCCAGCCAAUGAGCUCAUCAAAGAAGGGCACAUCAAGAAGAUGUCGGCAAAAAACGGGACGGCACAGGAUCGAUAUCUCUACCUGUUCAACAAUAUGGUGCUAUACUGCGUCCCUAAGCUCAGACUGAUGGGGCAGAAGUUUAGUGUCAGAGAGAGGAUUGACAUUGCUGGCAUGGAGGUUCAAGAGAAUGUGAAGCAAAACCUUCCCCACACAUUUGCCAUCAUUGGUAAACAGCGUUCACUGGAGCUUCAGGCCAGGACAGCGGAGGAGAAAGAAGAUUGGAUACAGGUGAUCAUAGCCACAAUCGAACGGCACAAACAGAACAGCGAAACCUUCAAUAAAGCUUUCAUCAGCUCUUUCUCCCGCGAUGACGACCAUGUGCCAGACUCACCGGGCGUAUGGUUCAACUCAUCCAUCGACUCAGAUGGAGAAAGACUGCAUGAAAGGAAAACCUCAAAGAAAAAAGAGAAAGAAAAACAAACGUGCAAAGGCUGCAAUGAGAGCUUUAAUUUCACCAAGCGAAAGCACCACUGCAAAACGUGUGGAGCGGCCAUCUGUGCAAAGUGUUCAAAGACUUCAGACAACAAAACAAGCAGAGUUUGUCCUGAGUGUUUCGAAGCCAGUCUAACAGUGGAGAAUCACACUGACCAGAGAAGAAAAGCUGCACCAGAGAGACAGCCAUCGCUAACAGCAGAAAACUGCUUGCUGAGUGGCUACCUGCAAGUGCAAGAGAAGGGGAAGAGCUGGACCAAGAUGUGGGUGGCUGUGACUAAAACAGAACCACUGGUGCUGUACCUGCAAAGCAGUGCACAGGACCCCAAGGGGUCACGGGGAGUGCCUCUCCAAGGGUUAGAGGUGAGCCUGGUGCCAUCAGGAACAAAUGACAAGUCAGAUAUCAAGCACAUGUUCCGGCUCAGUCACGCACAGCAAACCUUCCUUCUAAGUGCCCAAGAUGCAGAACUUCAGACCAAGUGGGCGGACAUCCUCUCCAAAGCUGCCCGUGGAGAAACCCCCACAGAGGCACAGAGCAGCCUGACUGAACACAGGAAGAGCCAGUAAUGGCCGCCAGAGGUCCCGCCCGCUUCCCUGUCACCUGUGUAUAGAUCCCACGUUACUUGAAUUCCUUUUACCUUGGCACUUUCCCCCUCCUACUAUGAAAACAGGACUACUCCAUCCUUACAAUGCCACUUCAGUCUCGCCAUCAUAGCGGCACAGCUUUUUGUAGCCCGUUUGUCUAACGUCCAAAACCCCCACCAUGCUGCCGCUUGUCUGAACAUUUUCUCUUCUCAGUGUUUUGAAAAACUUUAUUUGUAAUAAAAGUGAAGAAAGUUCCAAUAAGAUGUUUUUUUAAAGAUGAAGUCCUUGUACAUUAUUCUAUAGUAUUGUGAAGCAUUAACUCUUUAAUGUCCGAUCUUUUCAUUAGUGCAAAAACGUGAGGAUGUAUGUGUUUGAGUGUGAGUACCCUCCAACUUUUUUAAAGUAAUGAAUGUUAGUAAAAGAAGAGGCACCUCUGUGGUGUUUUCACUCCUGCUGGGGACACAGUGGUGGUUCAGACGGUGUUGUACAGUAUGUAUACUAUAGUGUGAUGUAUGGAAAUAGAAAAAAAGACAUUUAACUUAAAAAAGAAAAAAAGACAAAGAAAUGUGUACAUUUGUGGCUGGCCACCUGAUGCUUGCUAAUAUAUCAUCCUUUUUACCCACUGUGUUCUCUUUCUCAUCCAUGUAUUGACACAAACCGCCUUCCCAACACUGAUGUUGGAGUCUGAGAUGUUUAAUUUAAGUCUGAUUCACCAUAUUUCUAUUGCCACCGGUUAUUCUCAAUAUCUAUAGGUGUACACAAAGUAAAUGAACCAUCACUCUUCUUUCCCUUUGGUGAUGUGACAGAAACUAAGUACUGUAAACGUCCUUCUGCCUUGUUUCCUCUUUUCUUCUUCUAUCAGCAUCAGCCUUUAAGCAGAAGUAGCAAAUAAAGUUUGUCAUAUUGUGCAUGUAAACUUCUUCAUAUUUAUAUACCCCACUACUGUAUGAAAAUUUCCCCCCCUGUCAUUUUUAUCCUGAAGAAGUUAUACUUGUUGUACUGUAAGUGGGCAGCGUCACCACUGAGUGUUUUUACACAUGCAUUGUGCACAGUGGGGAAAACUGUCAAUAACAUCAAUAAAACAAAAGGUGGCCCGUUUGGAGCCCAUCUAAGAAGAUCCUC
Oryzias latipes (Japanese medaka) is the source of this 4162-nucleotide messenger RNA. It is a transcript of the gene fgd, whose product is annotated as faciogenital dysplasia. Gene Ontology annotation, biological process: cytoskeleton organization; filopodium assembly. Gene Ontology annotation, molecular function: guanyl-nucleotide exchange factor activity; metal ion binding. Gene Ontology annotation, cellular component: cytoplasm. Lineage: Eukaryota; Metazoa; Chordata; Actinopteri; Beloniformes; Adrianichthyidae. The record is from RefSeq and is a predicted model, not a curated record.